Messenger RNA from Planococcus citri (citrus mealybug), 2344 nucleotides. Its product is annotated as SET domain-containing protein SmydA-8-like. The transcript has 8 exons. Lineage: Eukaryota; Metazoa; Arthropoda; Insecta; Hemiptera; Pseudococcidae. The record is from RefSeq and is a predicted model, not a curated record. Gene Ontology annotation, molecular function: protein binding. The coding region runs from base 276 to 1883 and encodes 535 amino acids.
CUAGUCCUACAAAUAUAUUACACUUCAUUACUGAUGACACCAGACUUAAUGCUUGUCGUUAUGUAGUACCGAAUGCGAAUACUAUAGCCCUUCUCCGGAUUAAAACCGAACCGUACUGUAUCGUACACAUUUCGAAUUAACAUUCGAACCGAGAUGUAAAACAUUGUUGCGAAUGUUUCAGUUAUUUCUUCGUUAUUCUGUUUUAAUUGCGGUGGCUGUGUUCGAGUGACAGUGGUGGUUUGAUGUGAUGAGUUUCGGAUUUUCAGGGUAGUUAGAUGUUUUUUGGUCGAUGGAAAAUGAAACCUGUUAACAGAAAUCAUCGUCGAAAGGGUAGCGAUUGUGAAAUUACUCGAGAGACUUCAAGUUCUCAAACGACUGAAAACACAUCUCAAAAAAAUCACAACACUAGAAAAAGAAAUAAAAACAAAUUAUACUCAAUUGCUCAUUCUGAUUUGCUUGGCAGAUAUCUAACAGCGAAUAAAAAUAUUACCGCUGGAGAAAUAAUCAUAGAGAAAGACGAACCAUUGGUCAUCGGUCCGGUACAACAAAGUCAGCUUUUAUGCUUAGGUUGUUACGUGAUAAUCAACAAUGUCAACGAUUACAGAUGCACGAAAUGUAACUGGCCAAUGUGUUCUUCGUCUUGUUCGGGUUUGUAUAAAAGAACCGGCCACGACGUUGGCGAAUGUAAAAUACUGGCAGAAAUAUCGUUCGAUGGUGAAAUGCAACGAGACGUAAUCAACGUUUAUAAUUUUAUCGUUCCUCUAAGAUGUUUAUUACUCAAAAGAUCGUCUCAGUCAAAAUGGAAUACGUUGCUGAGUAUGGAAUCUCAUAAUAACAUACGAAGAAGCAUAAAAAACAUAUGGAAUCUUAAUACUAAAACCGUGGUGGAAAAAUUACAAAAAUAUUUCGAUCCGGAUGAGAUUCAUACGGUCUGCGGUAUUUUAGAGGUGAACUGUUUCGAGGUAACGAAAGAUGAACUGAGUUUACGAGCGUUAUUUCCUUUAGCUUUCUUAUUAUCUCAUAACUGCGUACCGAAUACAAUUCAUACAAACGACGAACACUUCCAACUCAAAGUAAGAGCUUCGGUAGAUAUACCGAAAGGUGAACCGAUCACUAUCAGUUACGCGUACACAUUGCACGGAACGGUGAAAAGAAGAGCUCAUAUAAAAGAGACGAAAUUUUUCGAUUGUACUUGCGACAGAUGCGCCGAUCCAACCGAAUUAGGUACUAACAACAGUACGAUAACUUGUCCGAAAUGUAACCACGCUUCUCUCGUAAGUUGUUCGCCUCUGAUAGAAGAUACCAGAUGGAUCUGCAAGUACAGGAAAUGCUCCGGGUUCUCGGUAUCUGAUUCAUACGUACAGGACCUAAUUGAAAAACUCGAAAGUGAACUGAAACUGAUCUCAGACGAUGACGUAGAAACGUUUGAAAUUUGGUUAAAAAGAGCUGCGAGUAAUUUACACGAGAAUCAUUAUCUGAUCCUGGGAGUGAAGUAUACUUUGAGUUUAUUGUACGGUAAAACGCAAGGAUACAUGAUACACGAGAUGAACGAAGAUUUAUUACGUAGAAAAGUCACCAUAUGCGAAGAUAUACUCAAAGUAGCCGAUAUUAUCGAACCGGGUUUAUCUAGAUUACGUGGAAUUAUACUGUACGAAUUGCACGCCCCACUAAUGAUGUUAACGACGCAAAAAUUCAAAUCUCAAAACGUAUCGAAAAAACAACUCAAGCAUUCGUUGCAGAAAAUCAUCCAGUAUUUGAAAGAAGCUUGUACGAUAAUGGAAUUCGAAAGUGAGGCGACGACCGAAGGGCAAAUAGCACAGGCAGCUAGACAGGCCUUAGAUGCGACAUACGAAUGGGAGAAAACAUUAGGCAAAUUAACGUGAUUCUUUGUUGUUUCACCUGCUAUGUCAAUCGUAAAUUUGUUUCCUUUGCAUAUCUCUGAUCUCCAGUACGUCGGUUUUCAAUUUUAAUUUGAGGAUUUCGCGCCAGAUUUCUUGUCUAUGAUCUGGAUUAAUUACGCCCAGUCUUAAUAACUUGGUUUCGUUGAUACGAACUAGUACUCUGCCGGUGAUAUCGUGCUGUAAAUAUACCAUAUACUUUAGAGUACAUAUUGAAGUAGAAAAAAGGGUGUUUUUUGGUUAGGUAGAUGGUUUACUUGAGUGAAUAAAUCGCCAUAUAAAGCGUUGUAAUCGCCGCAGUGCCUUCUGAACCAUUUCUGUACAUCUGCUACAGUCCAAAGGUAGACUAAUUUCGGUCUAGCUGCUCUGUUCUGUAAAAGUAUAGCAAAAUGUUGUGAUAAUCAUUAUCAUUGAUCGAAUAUCCAAAUAAACAGUUACGUGUGAGA